This is a messenger RNA of Schistosoma mattheei, 2743 nucleotides long. The record is from the annotation of a GenBank genome assembly. NCBI's taxonomy places the organism in Eukaryota, Metazoa, Platyhelminthes, Trematoda, Strigeidida, Schistosomatidae.
AUGAUAGCUGACAUUUGGAAUGCCAUGGGUUUAGAAGGAGAAAAUUUGCGACUGCGAAUUCAUUCUCUGUCUUCUCAUUUGUUCUUAAUGUUGGAUGAAAUGUAUAGUGAAGAAAUCUUAGCGAAGCAGUCUAUCAUUGACUCAAUCAAAGAAUUAAAGGUAAAGAUUAAAGAACUCGAGUCAGAGCUUGGGUUAACCAACAAUAUUUCUGAAACAUCAUCGCUUGUAAUGACUGAAAAACUGUUUUACGAUCAUUUUAAAGCACUCACUGAAAAGUCCUCUUCAAUUCUUCAGACAUACAAUUUGCUUAAAGAAGAGGAGAAAGAUUUGUGCGCGCGGCUUGAUGAACCUUCUGUUCCUGAGACAUUCAUACACGUCCCAAAUACUGAACAAAUUAGAAUCUUAAAAGAAAACAUUGAUCAUCUAACGCUUGAAAAACGUUCCCGUUCUCUUCGUUUGUCUAGACUAAUUCAAGAAAUUAAAAACUUAAGAGAUCUCCUGCAACAGAAGACUAUCGAUGACGAGGAAAUAAUCACCCUAAUCACUGCUCCUAAUCCUAUGGAGAAUUUAUCAUUAUCAAAAAAUUUUCUUGACCACGUUACUAAAUUAAGAAACAGUUUAGCACAGGAGUUUGUCAAGUUAGAUGAUGAUUGUCAAAGAAUCAUUAAAGAAAUCAUGCAUAUAGCAGGUCGCCUUAAUAUUGAUAAUGGCGUGAAUAUUCAGCAACCGGUAUCUGCUCGCUUUUUACAGCAUCUGAAAGAAGAACUCAAUCGUCUGAAAAAAUUGCAACUAAGAAGUUUAGCGUCUAUUAUUUCAAAGUGUCAAGCUGAGUUAGUCGUAUGGUGGGAAAAUUGCCUUGUUGGUCGAGAUGUUCGUCAAUCAUAUUUAAUUUCUGAAGGUCAAGAGUUAAACGAGUCACUACUUAUAUCGCUUGAAUCUGAAAUAACAAAAUGGAAAUCAUUUUACUUGGAAAAUGAACCACUCUUCAAGGCAAUCGAAACGUGGCAGUGCAUAUUAUCGCGUCUUCGAAUGUCCGAGCAAAAAAUGAAAGAUCCUUCCGUUUUAAAAAACCGAGGUGGGAUUUUGUUGGUUAUUGAUAAAGAAAUUAAACAAUUAAAGCGUGAUCUCAGUCGUCAGUAUUCUAUCUUAAAAGAAAUUUCUAUGAAUUACCCAAAUGUAACAGUUCAUGGAUUAUCAAUUCUUGAUUACUUGGAUUUCUCCGAACAUCAAUGUAGAAUAGAAAAAGAAAAUCAAAAUCCAGGAAAUCUAUCUAGUUCCUUUAUUAAAGUUGAAAAUAGUGCUAAGAGAGCUUUUGAUGCGAAUAAGUCAACUCUACUUACUCCAAUAAGUGGAAAGAAACCGCGUACAGAUUUAUUAAAUUCCACCAUAGCAGCAUUCAGUAGCAAUUCCAAAUUAAAUGCCGUGCAAUCGCCACUUUUGGCUUGUUCUAGUAUGGUUUCAUUACAUGGAAUUGGUUCUACAGAUUCUUUGUCAUCAGUUCACACGCCUAUAACAAAGGCCAAAUCUUCAGUUCAAACUCCAGUCACUUCCUGUGUUUCAUCGUCGAAUUCACCUCAGAAAAAAAUUGCCUCAACUAUAUCUACAAAACGUCGAAGUGCAAGACUGAGUGGAAAGAAAGUCUGCUCAACAUUACGUGUUUUACAGGUGAAAAAUAUACAAAACAAUAGUGAUAAUUCUUUCCUUUCUCCUCUCUCUACGGCACCUAGAUCUGCUGUGAAACUUUAUAACUCUUUAAUGAUUGGAUUUAGACGUUACUCUACCGUCUUUUAGGUUAGAUCUUGACAUCCAAGAUUUGGUGUAUGGGUUGUCCAAUAAAUUACUUGAUCCAAUUUUUCCUUUUGUAUUAAUUGUUUCGGUUGAUGUAUUUUUUAAUGGCUGGUACUCUAUAUCAAGCCCAAUUUAUUCAUUCUUCCCAAACCACAUUUUGACCUUGUCACUUACUAACCCUGACUUUUUAAAAUGAUCGUAUGUCUGUUAGUUGCUUUCCCUAUGCAUUAUGUGUUUGUAAUUUAUUUUUGUCUGAAUGGGAAUAUUCAGUCACGUUUGACCAAAACAAGUUGGCUCACUCGACAUUUCGUUUCUUUGAUUAUCUGUCUGAACCAAUGAGUGUAUGAAAUAUGCAUAUUUAAAAUUCAUCCUCGUAUUUGGCUUAUUUUAUUCCGUUAUUCUAUAACGUGAAUGAAAUCGAUAGUUGUAUACGAUGGUUGGCGGCAUGUAUAUUCCGAGAGCAAUCAGCAUACGAUUUAACUGGAGUCAAAUAUCGGGCCACUAAAAUUUAAAAUUGUUUUCUAACAAUCAUAGACAGUUUCUCAACAAAAUACUCAUAAUUCUGUCUAUGAAACAAUGCAUUUAGAUUGUAUUUUAUAACCUGUAUUCACAUCAGGAUAAUCAAGUUACAACAAACCGAUCUAAACAAAAAGGGUGUUUAGUUGAUCAGAUCAAAAUUUUAGUGGUAUUAGAUCUUGCUAUCCAUCAUUCAUAAUCGUUUUAGUUAAUUAAUAUGCAAACUUUUAUUCAUAUGUCCAUGGUAGACAUCUUAUUUGUAAAAUUGUUUCUUGUUUUAAAAAUAUAGAAAUCUUCACGUAUUGUAAAUAACACGCCGACACCAUCUGUGAAAAAUAGAAUACACAGAGCUCCAUUCCGUACUUGAAUUUCAUUUAAAGUAUUUAGUUAUGUAUCCUCAUUUGUACAAAAUCAUAAUUAUUUUUCAUAUUUACUUUUC